AUUGCAAUGGCGGCGGCAGCGACGGGUUCUAAUGGGUUAACGGGUCCAUUGGGAGGUAAGCUCAAAAGGGUCGAUGUAGGAAUUGGAUUUGUGGAGUUACAGAGGAAGAGAAGAAGGGUUUUUGGUGUGAAGUGUUGUUGUUCGGGUUCUGUGGUACCAAUUAGAGGGAUUAAUGGGUGUGUUGAGAAAUGCGAGAACUGUAGAUUUGAUAGUAAGAAGAGUAGUCAUAGUUAUCGGGUUAAAGUGCAGGCUUCUUCUUCUUCUACUAUGCCGUUUGCAUCUCCAAAAUCCCGAUUUGCUUCAAAGCAAGAACAGUUCUUCCCACGCUGCACUCCAAGAAAUUCAGGCCCUCAAUCUCAUGACUCUCCACCAAAACGAGACACUGGUAUUGCUAACGAGAAAGAGUGGGGUAUCGAUAUGCUAAACGAGAAUGUCAAUGAAUCUGGGACUAACGAAGAUGGUAGUACUUGGUAUCGAAAGAGCGGAGAAAACAGUGGUGAAAAUGGAUACCGAUGCCGAUGGACCAAAAUGGGUGGGAAGAGCCAUGAUGGUGCUUCAGAAUGGAAAGAAAUGUGGUGGGAAAAAAGUGACUGGACUGGUUACAAAGAAUUAGGCGUAGAAAAAUCCGGGAGAAAUGCUGAAGGAGACUCAUGGUUGGAAACGUGGCAGGAAGUUCUUCAUCAAGAUGAGUGGAGCAAUUUAGCUAGGAUAGAGAGGAGUGCACAAAAACAAGCAAAAUCGGGUACAGAAAAUGCUGGGUGGUAUGAGAAUUGGUCAGAAAAGUAUGAUGCAAAGGGUUGGACAGAGAAAGGAGCCCACAAGUACGGUAGACUGAAUGAACAGUCGUGGUGGGAAAAAUGGGGAGAGGAAUAUGAUGGAAGAGGAUCUGUCCUUAAAUGGACAGAUAAGUGGGCAGAAAGUGAAUUGGGAACAAAAUGGGGAGAUAAAUGGGAGGAGAAAUUUUUCGCUGGCAUUGGUUCACGGCAAGGGGAGACUUGGCAUGCAUCACUCAGCAGCGAAAGGUGGUCAAGGACAUGGGGAGAGGAGCACUUUGGAAAUGGCAAGGUACACAAAUAUGGCAAAAGCACAACUGGUGAAAGCUGGGACAUGGUUGUGGAUGAAAAAACGUACUACGAGGCUGAGCCUCACUACGGGUGGGCAGACGUGGUAGGUGAUUCAAGUCAGUUAUUCUCUAUACAACCUCGAGAACAACCUCCUGGUGUGUAUCCAAACAUUGAUUUUGGGUCAUCUGUGCCUCCAGACGAUGAAUCCCCUCCAACUAGAUGAUUUCUUCCCAGCAAUACUGGAGAGAGAUAGUAGGUAUGUUGGUAUAGUCGUGACAUAUGUGCAAUUUGGCAUGAACACCAUCGUAAGUCUCCUCCAACUUCUUCACAGUGACAACGCGUCAUCUCAUUCAUCAAGAUUGAUUCUCAAGAUAGCUAGCUAGUUUACAUUUUUUUUCGAAAUUUAGUUGUAAUCUUUAGCUAGUUGCUACUGUUAGUUUAUUUCAUUCUUUCAGCAUUGUGGUAUUUGCAUUGUUUUUUUGUAUGUUUGACAUGUUCUAGAGGUCCUUUUGGAUCUCUCAAGUCAAAAUUUUGACACUUCUUCGUUCAACUCUCUCAGUGGCUUUUCCAUUCUCAAAGAAUCUUGCAUUAUCGAUUUCAA
Messenger RNA from Solanum verrucosum, 1665 nucleotides. RefSeq lists its product as uncharacterized. The record is from RefSeq and is a predicted model, not a curated record. Gene Ontology annotation, molecular function: starch binding. Gene Ontology annotation, biological process: regulation of starch metabolic process; starch metabolic process. Gene Ontology annotation, cellular component: starch grain; chloroplast stroma. The transcript has 11 exons. Lineage: Eukaryota; Viridiplantae; Streptophyta; Magnoliopsida; Solanales; Solanaceae. The annotation marks the transcript as partial.